This is a messenger RNA of Fomitopsis serialis, 2207 nucleotides long. RefSeq lists its product as uncharacterized. Lineage: Eukaryota; Fungi; Basidiomycota; Agaricomycetes; Polyporales; Fomitopsidaceae. The transcript has 15 exons. Bases 39 to 1976 code for a protein of 645 amino acids. The record is from RefSeq and is a predicted model, not a curated record.
CUUUGACGAACUCUCAACGGCGUUUGCGCGUUUUCUCCAUGAAGCGCUUUGCAACCGCUGCCUGCGCGUUCCUGACCUUCAUUACUUGUUCAUUCUCGUUCUCCCUCUCAACUGAGACCUCGAACACGGACGAUCCAUGUGCGAAGAUCGCAGGCCAACCUUUUGUUCCUCCUGCAGAAGCGCGAGCAUGUCUAUCUAGCUAUCCGCUCAACGAGACGCUGCGUCAGAACGUCAUGCAGGUUGUAUCAAAGGUCUUCGACUUCUACACGUUCGAGGACUACUAUCUGGUACCUGUCCCGGAGUUUGGUCAGCCAGCCGUGAACAUCCGAGACGAGCUCGCAAGGAUCAACGGCACUACGUAUGCAUCCGACUACGCAUUCAACAAGGAUCUAUUCGACUUGGUCAACAGUCUCCAUGACGGGCACACGGUUUACUAUCCCUACUGCUAUUUCGAUAUCUUCCAGAAUCUGCUUCCCGCACCAGUGGUCUCUCUGGAAGUCGAUGGCGCACAAGAUGUAUACGUCGUGCCUGACCUUGUCGACUUCGUCUCAGCGCUCGGUGUUGACUACAGCGACUAUUACCGGUCCAUUGGGUUCGACUGGCAACGCCUUGCGGGAGCCCGAGUCUUGGCCAUAGAAGGCGUGACGGCAUACAGCUACGUAGAUCAAGUCGCCGACACAGUGACCGGAAACUACAUCGACCACGGAGUGCGGGUCAACAGUGUCUGGAGCAGUUAUCAGAUCAAGAACGGCAGCUACGCACAACGCUUCGGAGACCUUGCCGGACCCUUAUUCCCGGAACUGGACAAUCUGACGAUGGAGGUUAUGCUGGUGAAUGCGACGCAGUCCGAGACAGUCGUUGUCCCAUAUCUUGCGAUGUACCUCGGCCAACCAUUCACCGAUUCCCCAUCCUAUUGGGAUACAAACUGCGCUGCCAACGAUGAGACGAACGGUAUCGACCGUCUGACCGACGAUGGUGCGGCGGCAGGGGCUACGGCCGCCCGUGCAGUUCUCCAUCCUGCUCGGUCCCGGGGCGCGGAACUGCCUCCGCGGCUCGUCCCAAACUUGACAGCAACGUCGAGCUCGGAUGUCCUGUGGAGUUAUAUCCUCCCGGACAACAAGACCGGCGUGAUGUUUGUCGGUUCGUUUGAACCUGAGAAUCAGACGGCCUUCAUUGUGCAGGUCGCAGACACGAUCUCCGUUUUUCAGAAGGCCAAUGUUACGCAUCUCCUCAUCGACCUGACGAACAAUGGAGGUGGCCUCGUGUGCCUGGGCGAGUUCGUCCACACAUACCUUGCUGGCUCGAGUUUCGGCUAUCCCGGCUACGUGAACACAGUGCGCGCAAACGCACUAGCAGACAAGAUCGUCGCCGCAGAUAUCGCUCAGGGUAUCAAUAACAGCUACUCGUUCUAUGCACCCGAUUUCUGGGCGUAUCCGACAAACGGCACCACGUUCUCUGAUAGCUUCAAUUAUAUCACACCUAAUACUACAAGGACAAUCAAUGGCGUCGAAUACACGGAGUCCCAACGCUUCUGGGACGUGUGUGCUCCUUACCCCGUGGACAUCCCCGAACAACCACCUUUCGCCCUCGCAAACGUCGCUAUCGUCAGCAAUGGCAACUGCGCAUCGACGUGCGCCCAGUUCAGCACCCUGAUGUACGAGCAGCAUAACACGACAAUCGCGGUCUUUGGCGGGAAACCGAACGGGACGAUGCAGUUCAAGGGCAUGGCCGGCGAGCAGGUGCUGGAGUGGUACGACCUCGACUCGGAGCUCAAGACCUCGGGUGUGAAGGAUGAUCCCCUCGCACCGCCUGAUCUUCUUGUCAAUGCAGACAUCCGCCACAAUUGGCGAACCGCCUACAGUUGGAAGGACGAGGAGACGCCUAUUGAGUACCGAUACCAGGACUAUCCACAAUUGCGUUUCCCGUACACACGCGAGACAUACAUGGACCCUCAGGCAUUGUGGAUGUUUGCGUGAGUAGUGCGACAUGCUUUUGGUAUCACGUCACUGACCUCACUCGAAAAGUGCGGAGAAGAUCUUUGGCUCAUCGCUUUCGCAAUAAUAGCGUUUGAACCAUAGGUGUAUCGCUGCAAUCUCCCAUCUAUCGUGUCGUCCACGAGUCGCACUUCUUACUAUCAGUACAAUCCUGUACAUCGACGAUGUGAGGAAUGAUUCGAUAUGACUGGAGGGCGCGAUGACAACUCGGAU